AAACAGCCUGACAGCUAACGGCUCAUAUAUCAAGCCUCCAUCACUCAAUCAGGGGGUUUCUCACGCAUGAGCGUGGGUGGAGGGCUAUCUCAGCGGGGAGAAAAAGAGCAGUUCACACACAAAGCCACGCCUGCGCGUUGCGCCUCUCAUUAAGCGUGGCUGCUGCAUCUGUUUAGGAAGCCGCACGCUUUCUUUCGACACCAAAGGUCGCAUGGAGUCAGGGACGCGCCUAGUCACGGGAACAUAGGAGAGCGCGUUCACGACUAGCUACUGGACCGCGCUUCAACAGUGAAGAGGACCGAGCGGCGUGCGGGAUUCAAGCUCCUGAUUUACGCCGGGUCACCCCUGGCACCGAUGGUCCGCGUCCAGGACCCGGUUCGCUUGUGUGGCGUCACUGCAGACGAACGGUAGACUUCAGCCCGCAGAGGAACCGACGGCGCUACCGCAUGAGCGGGAAGCGGGAGUGCACAGCAUGGUCCGGGAAACCAGACAUUUAUGGGUGGGAAAUUUACCCGAAAAUGUGCGAGAGGACAAAAUCAUUGAGCACUUCAAGCGGUAUGGACGGGUGGAGAGUGUCAAGGUGCUGCCCAAGCGUGGUUCUGAGGGUGGAGUUGCAGCCUUUGUGGAUUUUGUGGACAUCAAAAGUGCUCAGAAGGCUCAUAAUGCGAUCAACAAGAUGGGGGACAGAGACCUGCGCACUGAUUACAAUGAACCGGGGACAAUUCCUAGUGCAGCAAGGGGGCUGGACGAUAGUCUGUCUUUAGGCUCACGUGGCCGGGAUGUAACAGGGUUCACAAGGGCGGCAGGGGGGGCUGUGUAUGGGGCCCCCACGUCGCUUCACAGCAGAGAUGGACGCUAUGAACGCAGACUUGACGGGGCAUCUGAGAGCCGGGAGCGGCCAUACGAGCACGGCACCUAUGGGCAUCACGAGCGACCAGGGAGUAGCUUUGACCGCCAGCGGCACUACGACAGCGACUAUUACACCAGAGAGCGGACUCUGAGCACCGCAGGGAGUGCCUCCUCCUGUGGAGGCACAGCGGCCGCAGCAGGAGCUGCCGGGACUGGAGCUGCUUCUGCAGGGGGGUGCGCAGGCAGUGGUGGAUCAGGGGGCGCCGCAGCAGGAGGAGGCUUAGCAUGCAGUGCAAGUAGCUUCUACCGCUCCCACAGCCGAAGCCCCUGCCGCUUUGAGACACCGGAACCUCGGUAUGAGCCUCGCACCAGAGAGCCCUUCGCCUCGCCCGGUGCAGUUCACAGGGACCUGUAUCGGGAGGAGAGGGGGCGCCGCGGGGACAGGUCUUAUCGUCACAGUCACAGCCGGUCUCCGCACUCCACGCACUCCCGGAACCCAUCUCCUCAGAGGCUGAUGAUCCAGGCGCCUCACCCAGCACGCUCCCCCAGUGGAUCUGGCUCCCACAGCCGCUCCUCCAGCUCGGACUCCGUCAGCAGCUCCACCAGCAGCAGCAGCGGCGGCAGUGAUUCCAGCUCCAGUUCAAGUGAUGAGUCUCCAGCACGGUUGGUGCAGUCUGCAGCUGUCCCAGCACCCUCUGCUCUUCCUUUAACCUCACUUGACAAGGAUGAACCACGUAAAAGCUUUGGCAUCAAGGUCCAGAAUCUUCCUGUGCGCUCCACAGAUACAAGCCUAAAGGACGGUUUGUUUCAUGAAUUCAAAAAGCAUGGAAAAGUCACAUCUGUUCAAAUCCAUGGAGCUUCAGAGGAGCGAUAUGGACUUGUCUUUUUCCGUCAACAAGAAGACCAGGAGAAAGCUUUGGGAGCGUCAAAGGGGAAGCUUUUCUUUGGCAUGCAAAUUGAUGUGACAGCCUGGAACGGUCCAGAAACGGAAAGUGAGAAUGAGUUCAGACCGUUGGAUGAGAGGAUUGAUGAGUUCCAUCCAAAGGCCACACGGACGUUAUUUAUUGGAAAUUUGGAGAAGACCACCACAUACCAUGACCUGCUAAACAUCUUUCAGAGAUUUGGAGAAAUUGUGGAUAUUGACAUAAAGAAAGUAAAUGGAGCCCCACAAUAUGCCUUCCUACAAUACUGUGACAUUGCCAGUGUCUGUAAGGCCAUAAAGAAAAUGGAUGGCGAGUAUCUGGGCAACAACAGGCUGAAGCUUGGCUUUGGAAAAAGUAUGCCAACAACAUGUGUUUGGUUGGAUGGACUGGCGUCAAACACAACCGAACAGUUUCUCACCCGCCAUUUUUGCCGCUAUGGACAUGUUGUGAAGGUCGUACUGGACAGGAUGAAAGGAAUGGCCCUUAUUCUCUACAACAACAUUGAGUAUGCACAAGCUGCAGUCAAAGACACAAAGGGAUGGAAGCUCAGCGGCAGUAAAAUUAAGGUGGACUUUGCCAAUCAGGAGAGUCAGAUGGCUUUCUAUCGUUCAAUGCAGGCAUCUGGGCAGGAUAUACGAGACUUUUAUGAUGUCAUCUCUGAGAGAAGGGAUGAUCGGCGAUCCCAAUAUGAGUUUCAAACUGAAAGACAAUAUUAUGAGAACGCACGAACUCCCGGAUCAUACAGUGAUGAUCUGCGACGAAAAUAUCCUACAAGAAGUCGAGAGUUCUACACUGAUUGGGAUCCUUAUCAAGGAGAUUACUAUGACUCACAAUACUUUGAAGACCCUCGUGAGUUUCGAGAAUACAGAGCUGACCCAUACGAACAGGACAUACGCAAAUAUAGCUAUUUGCAGAGAGAACGUGAAAGAGAAAGAGAGCGCUUUGAAACUGAUCGUAGCCGGGAUCAUGGAAGAAGGACCAUUGAGCGUAGUCAAAGCCCAUCCCACAUUUCCACUCGCCGCCCUGGCAGCCCCACAGAAUCCACUUCGAUCUCUGAGAGGGUACCAAGUGAUUCUGACAGACGCAUUUGUUGCAGAUCCUCAGAAAGAAGUGGCAGCAGCAGUUCAAUAUCUCCUCCCAGAUUUGAGAAAGCAGAAAAGGCUCGCUCCGAAAAACACAUUAAAACAGAAAAACUGGAAAGGGAUCAGAUGCUUGAAAUUGAACAAGGAAAUUUGACAGAAAAGGAGAAAAGAACGGGACGAAAAGAUAGAGGGGACAAGGAAAAGGCUGAAAAACAGAGGCUUAAAAAGCUCAAGGUCAUAAUGCCUGUCGUUCAAAAAAGUGAGACAGAAUCUGAACUUGAAAGAGAAGUUAGCCCAGAGUGUGUUCUAAAAAGCAAGAUCAACAAAAUCCCCAAGGAAAGUUCAAGCAAAGGAAGGUUAGAUCUUCUGCCUUGUGUUGUGCAGCUAACACGUGUCAAAGAAAAAGAAGGGAACCUGAUCGGUCAUUCUGUCCAAGAGAAACAAAUUCAGUGCAGUGGCAUGGACAGUCUGAGGUUGGCUUCACCUUCAGCUGACAGAAGUCCUCCAUUUAGAUUAGAGCCAUCAAAACUAGAUACUUCCAAACACGGUAGAAUUACCAGAGGCAAAAACAUGCCCAGCUCAGCAGAUGUUAUGGAGAAAGAGGGUAAAAUUAAAUCCAAAAGAUACUGUAAAUCUGAAAUAGGAUUUGAAGGUAAAAUGUCUGCGGAUAUCAACCGUUUAGCUGCAAGGAAAAGGCGUUUUGAAGAGACAGGAAGAACUAAUCGACAGAAAAGUACUGGUGAAGAGGAAUAUAGCAGACUUAGGAUUUGUAAACUGUGGAACAGUGCACAAAAGAAACACAGCACAGAGAAAUGUGCUCAAAUGCUUUUAGUUACCAGUCCAAAAGAAGGACUAGACUCCAUCAGCCUUUCUCUGGAGCAGUCUCAGCUCAGGGAACCUCCUGAAGAUUCCACAGAGCAGACAGACUAUCCCCUCCUUCAGAUGGACGGAGAGUGCUCAAAAAGGCAUUCCUGCCCUGGCCACACAAAGAUAAUGGAUCACAGCUGUGUCUGUUUGCAUGAGUCAAUAGAGCAAAAACUGUUUGUGGCUGAAAAUGGACAAGGGAAAACAAAGUGCAGAGACAUAGAUGGAGACGGUCUUUUCCUGAACAUUGAGCAGACAGAUUUCAUAGUGAAACAAAAUGACUGGCACAGACUCAAGCUCAACAAUCCUGACAAAUCGAUCAAGUUUGUAAAAUCACCAAAAAAUGAUUUGUGUGAUUUUGAAAAGAAUUAUACCACAUGUGAAAUUGGAAAAUCGAUCCAAGAUGCUGCCAAGGAUGACCAGUCAUGCAUUAAAAGAAAGAAAUAUGAACUCUCUGACUUUGACAUGUUGAAAGUACAACUGGAGCCCAACCUCUCACCUUCAAAUCUGAAUGACAUGUGCAAUAUGCCAUCCUCUAUCGUAACUAAUCGCUUUUCAGAAAAUGAGGAAGAGGAUGCUGCCAAGAUUUCUCUUUCAGUUACAAAGAAGGAAAGAAAAUCCUCUCCAUUAGCAGGUGAUACAUUCUCACAGCCAGAACUGCUGAAAAAGAGUUUGAACCGAGCAGACAGACAUUUUCAGUCUUCUGAUAGUGUGAUCCCAAAGCUGAAAACAACUUUGCUGAGGAGUGAUGACCAGUUAAUGCGUCAUUGGGAAAGACAUAUGAAGUCUGAUUCCCUAAGAAUGGAAAUGGCAUUACCAAGUGAUGACUCUAAACGUGAGAGCAUUCAUAAAUGCCUUAGCCAGGAUCUGGAACCUGGAGAAGUACAGUCUGAUUCAGAUGAUGAUGAUGGAAAAAACAAAUUCACAUUUUCAAAGUCCAGUAGCUCUUUAUCAUUUAUCCUUAGAGAUGGUAACAAAAGAAGGACAGACUUUAAGCUUCCAAGCUCCCUCGAGAAAAAUAAAUUUUACUCCUUUGCACUAGAUAAAACAAUCACUCCUGAUACAAAAGCUCUCCUUGAAAGAGCCAAGACUUUGUAUUCCUCAAGAGAAGAUAAUUGGUCCUUUCUUCCCUCACGGUUUCCAGUCUCCCACAGCUGUUCGGACAAAGACAAGGCAGAGCUAGCACCUCGGCCAAUUCCUUCAUGGUACAUGAAAAAGAAAAAGAUUAGAACCAAUUCUUGUGAAAAGCUAAAUGAUAAAAAGGAUGAGCUUAAGUCACAAGACCAAGAGCGCCAGGAUUUGUUUGCCUCUCGUUUUUUGCACAGCUCAAUCUUUGAACAGGAUUCCCGGCGUCUACAGCGUCUAGAGCGCAAAGAUCUAGUCAUGGAAACUGACCGUGUGAAGCCUUGCUCUAAGACUGGUGAAGCUGAGGUUCACACUGAAUUUGCAGAAGCUAAUGUCUCUCAAGAACCAAUAGUACUUUUCCAUAGUCGGUUUUUGGAACUUCAGCAACAUAAAGGCAAAGACAACUCUCAUCCUGAUGCUGAGAGUGACUCAGGAGUGGACGAAAUCAGGAGAGAAGCUGUUCAAAAAGGUGAUUUUGCCUUGUCUGAUAAGGAAUCUGAGCUAGUGCUUAAGGCAAAUGAAAAACUGGCUAGCCCCACAUUGCCUUUGGCAGUUUCGCAACAUGCUCAUUCUCCAGAAGACACUUCUGUCCCAGAAUUGAAAGAUGUUUUAUCUUCACCCCAAAAUCAUAAAGAAUUUUGUGGAAAAGAAGAAAAAAUGCAGACAGUUCCAGAGAUUUCUUCAUCACAUUCUCUUCAAAUGGAUGGCAAAAUGUUAGAAAAUGUUAAGCUAAACAUUACACCUGAAUUAAAAAAUUCAGAGCUAGAAAAUAAUUUUGAAAUUAAAGCUGAGUUAGUUGAGCCUAAAAUCAAAUUAUGUUAUAAUUUGGUGGCAAAGCCCAACCCUGUUGUAGAGGACAAGCUUUCCACUCCUAGUGACUCCCUAAGUGCCUUUGAAAGGGAGAAUGCAGAAUUAGCUUUCUCUAAUUGCAAAAAAGUGAACGAAAAAGCAAAAGUUGUUGAGGAAGAAUUGGAAACUGGAAAACAGGAAGCAAAGCACUUUGAGGAGGCUCAGAAGUUUGAUGUCGACUCUGAUCCUCACAAACCAGAACAAGAGGUGGAGAUAAAACCAUUAUUAAAUCGCAGACAACCUAAAGGCAAAAGGGCAAAACCCCCAUCUAUGUUCCCACAACCAACCCAUGGUGAAAAACCUGUAACACGAAAAAGCGAACGGAUAGACAAGGAAAAACUCAAAAGGACUUCAUAUCCUCAAGCAGAGGCACGCAAAAAUAAAUCGGAGUCUAAAUCCACAUCUAAGUCCCCAAAACAUGCAUCUGAUUCGGAGCAAAACCUUGAAUCAAGCUUGAUUCAUGGAAGAACCCGACGAAGGAAUGUAAGGUCAGUUUACGCAACUCUGCAAGAAGAUGAACAAGCUGGCAAAGAGGUUUUAGAGUCACCCCGCUCCAUGCGCAAGCGAGGGGUCGAAAAGGAACUUGUACAGCAAGAUGCUCCAGUUUCCACUGCUGCCAGGCGGGGACGGCCGCCAAAGAGAGGGGUCAAGCGAGUUGAAGACCUAUCUCCUUCAAAAGGGGAUCAGAAGAAAAUAGUAAAAACAGAUCCAGAAGGAAAGGAGAUAUCGAAUACUGCAGAAAUUGUGAAGGUUUCUGAGGGAUGGCGUUCACCUCGCACUCAAAAAUUGCAACAAGCAACACUUCCUCCAACUACUCCAGUCGACAAAAAAAGUGGGAAACCAGACAAAUAUUCUGGGAAUAAAUUACUGUUGGAGGAACAAAUGGAUGUGACGUGUAAGGAUGAUGUGGAGCUUCAACUUCAAACUGAUUCUGAUCUGUUUUUGAAGAUUUCAGAUAAAUUGGAAAAUGUAACCCUGCCAGCACACAGAAAUGACAAAAACCUAAACGACAAUGGUGAACUUAAAUCUGCUGAAGCCAGUUUGAAAGACAUGGGCACAUCAGAUACUAGACAGCAAACAGAAAAGAGGGCCAAAAUUAAAACACCAAGACUGAAGCAAAAUACCAAACAUGUUUCUGAAGACAAAUCACACAGUUUGAAGAAUCUAGAAAUCCGUGUCAGUGUUGAUGAUGUCAAGAGCUUACUUGGUUCUGACAAUUCUGAGCCCAAGACAUUUGAAGUUACUGGAGUUAGUCAGACUAAAACUGUGGUUCAAGAAAACGAGAUUGUGCAGAUGACAGAAAGUCCAAAUGAGUUCAAAGAGCGUACUUUACCAGAAAAUAAAGACAGCCUUGUAGAAUCUGAACCUCCUGCAGAUCCAGCAGCUGUUCUUCUGGCACAACAAAUGGAAUUAGAGCAGGCAGUUGAAAAUAUUGCAAAACUUACAGCUGACCAACCUCCUCGACCUUAUAAGGAACCACCUGCUGAGCCACCGGCUGUAUUGCCUCCUGCCACUGAAGAACCACAAGCUGAAGUUGAGGAGCAGAAGCGAGCUAACCCUGCAAGUGAAACUGAACUUGCUGCUGCCAUUGACUCAAUUACAGCUGAAGAAAUCUGUGGAGAUACAGAGGGGUUCAGUUCUCCUCCUCCUUACACCACUCUUAUUCCAACCCCUGACUCACUGAUAUCCUCCUCAUCAUCAUCCAAUGAGAUUAUGGAACCUGAAACACAUAUGGUAAUCAACAACAUCCUUGCAGGUGGCCUAGAUGAUGGUCCUCUGACACCAAGCCCAAAAGGCCAAGAACCUAAGGCAGCUGAUCGCACAAUUAAACUUGAAAGUCUUAAAAAAACUGGCAAAAUUAGAGCCAAAACCCCAAAGAAGUCAAGAAACCGUAAAGGUACAGCUAACAAAAAGGAGAAAACACCAGAAAAGGGAAACCUGUCUGCAUCAUCUCCAGUCAAAUUGCCAGAAUCGAUUCCAGAAGAUCCAGAGACCGUUGAUUCAAAAGCAGCCAUUGUUAUAGCUGGAGCCCCUACAGCAACUUCUGUGGUCACUGCUGUUGCUAAUUGCAGACAUGAUGCCACCAGUACUAUCUCUGUGGAAACGCCUAAAGAAGCUGAGCAGCCUGAGGUUGAACAGCCUGUGCCUAAAGAAUCUGCCUACCAUUCAGGUACAAACAUCAUCUCCACUUGUAAAAAGUCUCUUCAAGCAGCAGAAAUAUGCAUUCCCACUCUCAGCCCUGCUCUCUCUCAGCCAGUUUCACAGCUUAAUGCACCAGUAGUACGAGCUGCCAAAAUGCCCCUAUCACUGGACUGGCCACAGAGAUCUGAAGAAAGCAGAAUUUGUGUGGCUCCUUCGUGUCACGUUACAGUGGUAACUCCCUCCUCUCCUGCAUCAACUGCAUUGGGAAACCCUCCAGCAAACCCGCCUUUGCCCCCUGACACAAAGGCCUCUGAUAUAGACCCUAGUUCUAGCACCCUAAGAAAAAUUCUUAUGGAACCUAAAUAUGUGUCUUCCUCCAACAACACAUCUGUACCUACCACUACUGUCACAUCUGUGGGAUCAGACCAUUUAAGGAUGUCGGAGAAGGUAAAUCUCCCUGAUUCAGUGGGUUCAAGACUGUUGCAUCUUGAGGAAAGGCAAGCAUUGCAAUCCCAGCCUGCACACCAUAAACCCUCUCCACUUAAAGAGUCCCAACUGAAUUGUGGAGAAAAGAAGCAGCAACCAAUAUUUUCUCCUACCACCUCAGUAAUUAGUCGAAUUCCAAUACCUUAUGACACAGAAGAAACUCCUAGAAUUUCCUUAAGCCACCGGACUAUAAGCUUUACAAGUCCGAAACACAGAUUUCAGUCAAACUCCAAUGAAAACAUUCGCUGCCCUGGCAUGGAUGCAGUAGAGGACUGUAACAGUCGUUGCACAAUUGUUGAACCCUCUCCCUAUCAUACAGGCUCUAGUCCAGGCUUACGGGUCAACACGUCGGAGGGUGUUGUUGUUCUGAGUUAUUCUGGUCAAAAAAUGGAAGGGCCUCAAAGGAUGAGAGCCAAAAUAAGUCAAAUUCCUCAAGCCAGUGCUGGUGAUACAGAGUUUCAGCAAUCAGUGUCAAAAUGUCAGAUAAAGCAAGACCCAGUUAUUACAUUGUCCCAGUUGCCCAAUCAAAAGGUCUCCUCUACAGGUUAUGGGCACACUGGGGUAGGUUUACCAGGAAGUUCCUUUAACACACAACCUGUCAUUUCCUGUAUAAAGCAGGAGAACCAUGCAUGUGACACAUCAGAAGCUCCAUUUCACACCUCUUCACAGGGGGUAGUGAAGAUUUUCCCACCAUCAGUAAGUUCUUCUCAAGUCUUAAUGUACAACCAAGCUGUAUUUCAGCAGCAACAUGGCAAAAGAGGACUAUUAACAGAUCCUCAUGCUAAAAAGUUGGAUAUGAGCAAACCGUCACUGCAGUCCAAUCUUAGCCCAGUCACAACCCCUCACCACUCAUCACUGUCUGGAACUCGGAUGAGUCCAAGCCCUGGGAUCACAAAUGAGCGAUCGGCUCUAGUUCUGAAGCAAGAACCACAGUCCCCAAGAACAUCUGGCCACUCCCCUUUACCUUUUGUCAAAGCUUGCCCACAGAGCAGCUCUCCUAUUGGGACUUCCGUUGUUCUUGGUCAUGGUAUUCCACCAAUAUCAGCGUAUCAUUCCAGUGUCCAUCACUCACAUGCAGAACAGUCAUCUGUCAUAAUUCAGCCUCACAACGUCAGCCAGUCAACCGCUCAUGAGGUCAAAAUGAACAAUCACACUCUGUCUGGCAUAAACUAUGGAAGGCGUGGAGACUCAAUGUCUCCACAUGCAGGGCCUGGACAUAGCUCAAGCACAUCACAUUCUAAUGUCGUACGCGAUAUGGUAUUGCAGACUCAUCCAAGUUCCCAAGGAUCAGUGUCGGGUAAUGCCAGAAACAGUGUAAAAGAAGAAGAAUCUCUCCACUUUAAUCAAGCCCUCAGUAGAUCUUCAGUUCCCCAGAUCCAAUCGGACAUCAUGAUGAUUCCUAGUGACCACAGAGGACUCCACCCCGUCCUUCAUAUGGAUCAAUAUAAAGACAUGCACCAGCAUAUGCUCAUGCACCAGAAGCUGGGAGAGCAGACAGCUGUAGAAACCAGGCAGUCGCGGAAUUUAGAGAUGGAGACAAAAUCUUCCAGCAAUGUCUCUGGGCCCUCAAACAGCUCCAUGUUAGGGGAAAAUAUGGAGCUUUCAACUAAAGGGCCUCUUAAACCACUGGAAGGAAAGGCUAUCCAUCAGAGUCCAAAUGACAAUAGGAUUUGUGGAGUCCAUGUAUCUAGUCCCAUUAUGUUGUCUUCUCACCCUCAUGGGGUGCAGGUAAUCCGUUCUGGCUCAGACUCUUUUCCACUUUAUCGAAACAUGCGAAGCUACCCCUCCCAGUUUCCAGGACACAGCGUUGCUAACCAAAGCAUUACAACUUCACAGGUCCCUCCAGAGCCAGGGAGCAGAACCAAAACUUCUCAGUUGCAUGUGGGAGGAAGUGAUACCAUGCUUGUGAACUCCCAUCUUCACAGUGCCAGCUCUUCAGACUUCUCCCAAAUCACCCAAAUAUCUGCGGAUAAGGUCUCUCCUUUAUACCAUUCUUCUCUGAUGACCACCAUGAGUCUUACUCAUAAGCCAGACCUAUCUAUGCAGAAGGGUCCUCCAUCUGUCCUCCUUGGUCCUCCGUCAACAGCAUCGCCGGCAGGUUUGAAACAGCGGCACAAUGCAAAUCUGGAACAUUCAGGACAUCGGUCUACUGAUAUGGUACAGCUAUUGACGAAAUAUCCUAUAGUAUGGCAAGGCCUGUUGGCAUUGAAGAAUGACCAGGCUGCGGUCCAGCUGCACUUUGUUUCUGGAAACACGUUGCUGGCACAGCGCUCUCUGCCACCCUUGGAGGGGGGUUCUCUUCUCCGCAUUGUCCAGAGGAUGAGGCUGGAAGUUUCCCAGUUAGACAGCGUGGCACGUAGAAUGACUGUGGAAAAUGACUUCUGUUUGCUGCUGGCUCUGCCUUGUGGUCGAGAUCAAGAAGAUGUCCUCAGUCAAACCCAAGCCUUGAAAAGUGGGUUCAUCACCUACCUUCAGGCCAAGCAGGCAGCUGGUAUCAUUAACGUACCUAACCCUGGCUCCAAUCAGCCAGCCUACGUGGUGCAGAUUUUCCCACCUUGUGAGUUUUCGGAGAGCCACCUUUCUCGUCUGGCCCCUGAUCUUCUCAACAGCAUUUCCAGCAUUUCUCCCCACCUAAUGAUCGUUAUUGCCUCUGUCUAAUUACCUCUGCCAUGAACAAGCCAACACCAGCCCUCAACCAGAAUUUGACCAGUUUGGAAACUGGAACUGCCUCAUGUUUUUCUGAGUUUGACUUUUACUAAAGUAAUUUAUUGUGCUUCUUCAUGUCACCAAGUCCUUAAAUUCCCCAGUGAUGAUGAAUUCCAAGAAUCUUUUAAAGAAGUACUGAAUCAAGGAUGAAAUGGGGAUUAUUGAUAACUGAUAACUUUUGAGUUUAUUUUUGCUAUUUUUUGAGCAGUUGGACAUCAUUUUUUAUGAUUCAUAGCAUUCUUCUCUGUUGGAAUAUUUCUUACCAUAAGAUUGUGAUCUUUUUAAGUUGAUGUGAAAAUUCAUUGCACUAUAUCAAAUGAAAACUCUGUACAGGUUUGACUAGAAUUUGAUGCUUGUAUGUUUGUACUUGUGAUUCAUUAUUCCAGCAUAAAGGACAUCAUUCUCAUUGCUUUUGCUCCUCCAUGAUCAGCAAAGCUCGGACUCUUUUUCCAGACUCUGAUCCCUUCCCCAGGGACUCGUGAUGGGAUCUUUCAAGCUGUACAGUUUACACUCAAUGCCUCAACAGGGGACUAUAGAAAGAUAUUUAAUUUGUUGAUUUUGUUUGUAUCUUUUUGAAGCCUAUUGCAGACAAUUGUGAAUAUUGUAUAUAGUUAAAGACUCAAACUACACGGAGAGACCAAGAGAGUUAUUUUAACAAGAGAGAUCGUAAAGUCCUGUUUUUUUGUUUCUGACCCUCCUGUCACCAUUGUUCCUUGGACGGGGCGAACAUUAGGAACUGUGGGAGAGAUGUUUGUAAAAAUGUAAAACGGAAAAAAAUAUUCUGUGCCUACAUGUCUUUUGCAAAGUCUCACAUGAACAUGAACUUACAUAUAAUCAGAAUCAAUGUUCUCUUCAGGCUAUGUAGUUUGCGAUCCAGAGGACAGUUCAUUUUUUAGUGCUUAUCAUCACAUCCUUUUACUUCAACUCUUUGUACAAAAUGAAAAUGUUUUGAUUUUAAAGGAACUUUUUGUACUGACAGCAAUUCUUUUUCGUCCUUUGAUUUGCCUCCUCUGCAGUCCUGCACUGACCCCUGCUGUCUGAAAAUCAUUCCACAUUUAAGUCACUGAGUGUCAGACAGCCUCACAUGCUUUAGGUUUCACCUGAAAUGGUAAGAUCAGAUCAUAAAGGCCCGGAAUGUGAUUAAAACGACGCUAGUGGAUGUGUUGAUGAUCUGCCCCCCCAUACCCCCCCCGUAUGUGUCCUUAAGAUAAAAUGUAACGCCCCCCGUCUAUUUUUUUUUUGUCUUGUUGGAGCUGUGGAAAACCGAUGCUGAAAGUAAAACCAUGUUUCUCACAAAUCCUUUUGUGACUAACUGGAUUCUUCCUAUAGUUUAUGUUGAUGCCACUUAUCAUUUUUUAUAUAUAAAGAAAUCUUUAAAUGGUGAUUAUGAUGAAAAAUGUCUUUUGAUCAAUUUUUACUUUGAGUUCAUUUUGCUGUUCCUCUAUGAGGACAUUUUAAUAUGUAACAUAAAUGGUUGUUUAACUUCUAAAGAUCAUUAAAUGGUCCAUAACUCUGUG
Messenger RNA from Oryzias melastigma (Indian medaka), 12543 nucleotides. It is a transcript of the gene spen, whose product is annotated as spen family transcriptional repressor. Gene Ontology annotation, molecular function: mRNA binding. The coding region runs from base 473 to 10978 and encodes 3501 amino acids. Gene Ontology annotation, biological process: regulation of transcription by RNA polymerase II. Gene Ontology annotation, cellular component: nucleus. The record is from RefSeq and is a predicted model, not a curated record. NCBI's taxonomy places the organism in Eukaryota, Metazoa, Chordata, Actinopteri, Beloniformes, Adrianichthyidae. The transcript is spliced from 15 exons.